Messenger RNA from Pelobates fuscus (common spadefoot toad), 1757 nucleotides. RefSeq names its product SUMO1 activating enzyme subunit 1 (gene SAE1). Gene Ontology annotation, biological process: protein sumoylation. The transcript has 9 exons. Lineage: Eukaryota; Metazoa; Chordata; Amphibia; Anura; Pelobatidae. The record is from RefSeq and is a predicted model, not a curated record. Gene Ontology annotation, molecular function: SUMO activating enzyme activity. Gene Ontology annotation, cellular component: SUMO activating enzyme complex; cytoplasm. The coding region runs from base 67 to 1095 and encodes 342 amino acids.
GAGCGUGGCGAGCGUUGCCCCUCCCCCUCCAUUCAUUCGGUGCGGGCGGCAGUGGCGGCGGGCAGCAUGGUGGAGGAGGCGGUGAUCAGCGAGGAGGAGGCGGCGCAGUAUGACCGGCAGAUCCGGCUGUGGGGGCUGGAGGCCCAGAAUAGGCUCCGUUCAUCCAGAGUAUUGCUGGUUGGGAUGAGAGGCCUGGGAGCUGAAGUGGCUAAGAAUCUGAUUUUGGCUGGAGUGAAAGGACUAACUCUGCUUGAUUAUCAGCAGGUGUCCGAGGAGGACUCCAGAGCUCAGUUCCUGAUUCCUUCUGGAUCUCUCGGCCGCAACAGAGCAGAGGCUUCGUUAGAGCGUGCUCAGAGCCUUAACCCUAUGGUUGACGUACAGGUGGACACGGAAAACCUGGCAGAUAAAUCAGCGGAUUUCUUCACACAGUUCGAUGCUGUUUGCCUGACGUGCUGUCCACGGGAUCUCCUUGUGAAGGUUGAUCAGAUCUGCCACAAACAUAGCAUCAAGUUUUUUACCGGCGAUGUUUUUGGUUAUCACGGUUAUAUGUUUGCUGACCUGGGAGAACACGAAUUUGUAGAAGAAAAAAUGAAGGUGGCAAAAGUGAGUUCAGAGGCAGAAGAUGGACCUGAAGCAAAAAAAGCCAAGAUUGAUUCUACGGAGACCACGAUGGUUAAGAAGAAAGUCCAGUUCUGCCGGCUAAAAGAAGCCCUGGAAAUGGACUGGAGCAGCGAGAAGGCAAAAGCGGUUCUGAAGAAGACGCCGAGCGACCUUUUCCUGUUGCACGUUAUAAUGAAGUUCCGCACAGACAAGGGGCGAGACCCUCUGCCUAACAGCUACCAAGAGGACUCUGAGUUACUGCUUCAGAUCCGCAAUGACGUGUUGGACUCGCUGGGGGUCAGCCCUGACCUGCUGCCUGAAGACUUUGCAAGCUAUUGUUUUUCGGAGAUGGCACCGGUGUGUGCCGUGGUCGGUGGAGUGCUAGGCCAGGAAAUCGUUAAGGCGUUGUCUCAGAGAGAUGCACCUCACAACAACUUCUUCUUCUUUGAUGGGAUUAAAAGUAGCGGAAUUGUCGAUUGCUUGGGAGCCAAGUAAAGCAAGGAUGCAGUAUGGCGGAGGAUGACUGAACGUCGUGGUGGGCGUUGCAGCCUGACUUGUGAUAUUUGGACAAUUGGAUCUUAUGUCGGUUCUAGCGCACACAGCUAGCAGAAGAAUCAUUUUCUUGCUCCCUAAAAUGUGCUGUCAACUUCAAUUUGUUUUUAACAGAAAUGUCAAAGUAACUGUUUUCACGAUGCGUCGGGGAUAUUAUCAACCAGUAUUGGCUAAAGCGGUUGAUCCGAUGCCGAUAUAGAAUUCCCAUGAUGCCUUGCCAGCCAAGAAUCUACUUUUUAUCCACCCGUGUUAUACACAAGAACACCCUAAAGCUUGCCAUUACACUGCCGUACAACUGGGGUACCCUGUGCAGUGAGACAUCCUCAGCUGAAACCGUUUGGAGAGGGGCCAAAGCUACUCCGAAACAUGCAUUUGUCAUAAGGAGCCCUCUUUUAACAAUGUGAGUGCUGGAUUCAAUAGACUGAGCAGAUCCAGUGUCUGGGAGGGCAGGGGACAAACCUCCGCAUUUAGAAAACAUUGUCGAAAUGAACAUGUGCUAAAGCACUCAUUGUUUGCUUGUAUGGAUGACGGUGGAUGAUAAUCACACAGAUCAUUCUGCAGACGGCAAAUAUUGGUAAAAUGAAAAAUAAAAUUCAGGUCACAAU